Microbotryum saponariae is the source of this 1817-nucleotide messenger RNA. NCBI's taxonomy places the organism in Eukaryota, Fungi, Basidiomycota, Microbotryomycetes, Microbotryales, Microbotryaceae. The record is from the annotation of a GenBank genome assembly.
AUGUUUCACUCACGAAAAGUAUUCGCCCAAGCUUCUCGUCGACUUCUUCACACCCAGGUCGGACAGGAUCCACUGCCUCGCAUCGUAGGAGUCGUCGGCACCACUGGUGUGGGCAAGACCAAGCUUGGGGUCGAGCUUGCGAGGGCUGUGCCCACCCUGGCUCCACACCCUGAUCCUGGACGUUCCGCCCCUGACUCGCGGCUGGCCCCCAUUGCGGAGGUUAUCAAUUCCGACUCGAUGCAAUUCUACAAAGGCUUCGACAUCAUGACGAACAAGACGACGCCUCGAGAAAUGCAAGGCGUUAAGCACCACCUUUUCAACAUUCUCGAACCCGACCAGAGUUAUUCGGUCCAAGAUUUCGAAUCCGACGCGCUUAGAUUGGUGAAUCAAAACUAAAUGGGCCCCAAGAUCUUAGUAAACGGUCUCACUGAUUCAAUGUCUCACCACGAGCUUAGAUCCAAGACCUGUGGCAGCGGUCGGCCGUCCCCAUUUUCGUGGGGGGUUCCGACUACUUCCUUAGACAUCUGAUUUUCGGCCACGGAUCCACCGGCACGCCGGCGUCUUCGUGGGGCAGCAUGGGGCAGCGUCAGGAGCAGGCGCCGAGGCAAGUCGAACCGAAGGAAGCUAACCCAUCCGGUGCACACCGGUCACCUCCCUAGUGCUCGAGCUUACAUCAUGCGCAAACGUGAUGUUUUGAUUCCACAGAUACACUGCCCUCAUUUUCUGGCCCUACGCGGAGACCAGCGUGCUGAACAAGAACCUGGAUGACCGCGUCGACAAGAUGGUCGAGGUCAGUCGAGUCUCACUAAGCGAUGACAGGGGCCAUGGCGACCACAGCGAGCGGUCACCUGACUGACACCGGCCAUAUGUUCUCACGUCUUCACGGCUCAUUAUACGUCAUAGCUUGGCCUUCUGGAGGAGGUUGAGCAGAUGUGGGCCUUGCAAGGCCGAAACCUCGAAACCGCCGAUUGGUCGAAAGGGGUUUUUCAGUCGAUUGGUUCGCCGCAUCUCACUUCGAGUCGGGACCCGUGAUUACUCUAGAUUGGUAGUGAGCUGAAGUUUAAAAAUUUCCUUAUCAACCAAAUAGGUUACAAGCAGCUGCUUCCAUAUAUCUCAAGUCGCCACGGCUCUUCGAUCUUGCCUCAGCUCCUACUGGAAGCCGGCAUCGAGCGCACCAAGACCGCAACCCGUCGGUACGCGCAACUUCAGAUCGAUCGGCUCAAGAACGCGCUCUUGCCGACGGUCAAGGGGCUUCAAGAUCCUGCCCAAGUGACUGUGGUGAUGCUUGAUGCGACAGGUGAGCCUUAGCCCUUGACAAAUCCACAGUGCUGUGGGGCCAAGACAGUGGUCGUCCUCCACAGCCGCAUAGGCGGCAGCUACUGACGGAACCGUGGCCGGAUCCCUCUUCCACGUGGCUAGACCUCACCCGGUGGGAGGAAAACGUUCGACAACCGGCUCAAGCAUACCUGCGUGGUGGGUCCUUGUUGGAGCGGACCACACGUGCUCGAACUCACGGAUCUCUCUCUUCCCGUCCCGAGCCGAGGCUAACACUUGAUCUCUUGUUCUCAGCGUUCCUGGCGAACGAGCCACUCCCCGAUCCGACUUCUCUAUCUCCUCUCGCCGAGCGCCAUCUUUCUGGGAUCCCGUUGCAGUGAGUAAACUUUCGCCCAGUCGGUCCCUCGAGAACUUUUACUCAUGCCAACCGAGAUUGGGGAACCGGCCACAGUCAACCUGGAAGGGAGCGCAUGGUCGACCCCAGUGCUUCGGUCGCUGACCUGCUUGCUUUUGAUCACGCGGCGCGUAACUUCAAGCAAUGA